This is a messenger RNA of Dicentrarchus labrax (European seabass), 4009 nucleotides long. It is a transcript of the gene slc4a1a, whose product is annotated as solute carrier family 4 member 1a (Diego blood group). The transcript is spliced from 20 exons. Gene Ontology annotation, cellular component: plasma membrane; basolateral plasma membrane. The coding region runs from base 221 to 3073 and encodes 950 amino acids. Lineage: Eukaryota; Metazoa; Chordata; Actinopteri; Moronidae. Gene Ontology annotation, molecular function: bicarbonate transmembrane transporter activity; monoatomic anion transmembrane transporter activity; solute:inorganic anion antiporter activity. The record is from RefSeq and is a predicted model, not a curated record. Gene Ontology annotation, biological process: regulation of intracellular pH; monoatomic anion transport; transmembrane transport.
CUUCUGUGGGACGACGUAGUUUCAAAUGGGUGUUCCCGCUCCUGUCGUUCUUUCUCUGUACUCAUCUUUUGGUUUGUCCUGGCUCACUUUAUCACCAGGCUCGUCUAGGCUGACAGAGGUUGUCCUGUUUCCAGUGCCGGAGACCAGGUGGGAGUACCUGCAUGCAGGGAAUGCAUAAAAGUAGCUGAGAAUUCAAAGAUUCAACACCUGAAAAAUAUCAAUGGAAAACAAUCUCAGUUUUGAGGAGGGCAGUGACAUGUCGUAUGAAGACAAUGACUCAGCUUUCCCCUCUCCAGUGAGACUGACUCCACCUCGCCUAAGCGGCAUCUAUGACCUGGAGCAGGGGAGGCAGGAGGAGGAGGGCGAGAAUGAGCCACCUAUGAAGGCCGUCGCCAUCCCCAGUGUUUCAGAAGCUUACCUGAACCUGAACACCAAUGCCACCACCAGGGGGGAUGCUCAAGCCUAUGUGGAGCUGAAUGAGCUCCAGGGCAACACCUGGCAGGAGACUGGCCGCUGGGUGGGCUACGAGGAGAACCUUAAUCCUGCUACAGGAAUAUGGAGUCCUUCUCAUGUCUCUUACCUCACCUUUAAGAGCCUGAUCCAGCUGCGCAAGACCAUGAGCACAGGGGCUGUGAUCUUCGACAUGAACGCCAGCAGUCUGUCUGCUGUGGCCGAGAAGGUGGCCGAUGAGCUACUGAACAAGGGUGAGAUCCGCGCAAGUGAUCGUGAAGGCCUGCUGAGAGCUCUCCUCAUGAGACGCAGUCAGACUGAAGGACCUGUGGUGACUCCCUCUGGAGACAUUGAGAUGCAGACUUUUUCUGUAACCAAGAAGAGAGACAGCUCUGACAACAUGGAGGCCUCAGUUGUCCUCUCAGGUGCCCUGGACCUCCUGGAGAAACCAGUUGUGGCUUUUGUGAGGUUGACUGACUCUGUGGUGAUUGAGUCUGCCCUGGAGAGUCCCGUCCCUAUUCGCUUUGUCUUUGUGUUGGUGGGCCCCAGCCAGAGCGAAAUAGACUACAGUCAAUGUGGCCGCGCCAUGGGUGCUCUGAUGGCCGACUGGGUGUUCUGUCUGGAGGCGUUCUUGGCCCAGACCAACACAGAUCUGACCAACGCCAUCGCUGACUUCAUGGACUGCAGCAUUGUGAUUCCUCCCACUGAAAUCCAAGAUAAAGGAAUGCUUGAGCCAGUUAUUAAUUUCCAGAAGAAGAUGCUGCGUGAAAGAGUCCGUCCCAACGACAGCCGUCUGGCCUUUGGUGACAGGGUCAAAGUUGAGAAACCUCCAGAGGAGCCGCGGGAGGACCCUCUGGCCCGUACAGGCUAUCCUUUUGGCGGGAUGGUGAAGGACUUGAAGCGCCGUUUCCGUCACUACAUCAGCGACUACACAGACGCACUGAACCCUCAGGUCCUCGCUGCCGUCAUCUUCAUCUACUUCGCCGCCCUGUCUCCGGCCAUCACUUUUGGAGGCCUUCUGGGUAAAAGAGAGCUCAAGAUAGAGAGUGUCUAUUCUCUCAGUUUAUUGACCUUUGAUAUUAUUAAUUAUUUUCUCUUUUAUCUAACUCUAGCUGACAAAACUGAUAAAAUGAUGGGCGUGUCAGAGCUCAUGAUCUCUACCAGCAUUCAGGGUGUCAUCUUCUGUCUCAUCGCCGCCCAGCCUGUCCUUGUCAUCGGAUUCUCCGGACCACUGCUGGUGUUUGAGGAAGCUUUUUUCGCUUUCUGCAAGUCCCAGGGCAUUGAGUACAUUGUGGGUCGUAUCUGGGUGGGGAUGUGGCUGGUAGUGAUCGUGAUCAUCAUUGUGGCCGUGGAAGGCAGCUUCCUGGUCAGAUUCAUCUCCCGCUUCACUCAGGAAAUCUUCUCCAUCCUCAUCUCUCUCAUCUUCAUCUAUGAGACCUUCAAUAAGCUCAUCAAGAUCUUCAAAACCCACCCUCUGAUUCUGAACUACGAUCAUCUGAACGACUCAAUGGAAAACCCCUUCCACCCGCUCGUCAAGGAGCACAUUGAGUACCAUCCAGAUGGCAACGUAACCAUUCAUGAGCUUGAGGUUGAAAGGCCCUACCCCAACACUGCCCUGCUGUCCAUGUGCCUGAUGUUUGGUUGCUUCUUCAUUGCAUACUUCCUCCGCCAUUUCAAGAAUGGUCAUUACUUCCCUGGCCCGCUUCGUCGUUUGAUUGGAGAUUUCGGUGUCCCCAUUGCUAUUUUCUUCAUGAUUGCAGUGGAUAUCAGCAUUGAGGACGCUUACACUCAGAAACUGGUUGUGCCAAAAGGUGUUGAGGUGACCAACCCCAAAGCCAGGGGCUGGUUCAUCAGCCCCAUGGGAAUAAAAAAACCUUUUCCCUAUUGGAUGAUGGGCGCCUGCUGUGUACCAGCACUGCUCGUCUUCAUCCUCAUCUUCCUGGAGUCCCAGAUUACUACGCUGAUUGUGAGCAAACCUGAGAGGAAGAUGGUGAAAGGAUCUGGUUUUCACUGGGAUCUGCUCAUCCUGGUCACCAUGGGAGGCAUUGCCUCUAUUUUCGGGGUGCCAUGGCUGAGCGCUGCUACUGUGCGAUCUGUCACCCACGCCAACGCUCUCACUGUCAUGACCAAGGGCCCGAAACCAGAGAUUGAGAAGGUGAUAGAGCAGAGGAUCAGUGGCAUUCUUGUGGCCAUCAUGGUUGGUGUUUCUAUUUUCAUGGAACCUAUUCUGAAGAUGAUUCCUAUGACAGCCUUGUUCGGCAUCUUCCUCUACAUGGGUAUUACCUCUCUGAGUGGAAUCCAGAUGUGGGACAGGAUGCUUCUGUUGAUUACACCAAAGAAAUACCAUCCCUCUGAGGCCUAUGCCACCAGGGUGAAGACCCUGCGUAUGCAUCUAUUCACUCUGAUCCAGCUCGUGUGCCUGGCUCUCUUGUGGAUGGUGAAGAUCAGUCCCUUCUCCCUGGCACUGCCUUUUGUUCUCAUUCUCACCAUUCCUCUGCGCAUGGUCAUGACCGGCACGCUCUUCACUCCCAUGGAGAUGAAAUGUCUGGACGCAGAUGAUGCCAAAGUGACAUUUGAGGAGGAACCUGGGAAGGAUGUGUACGAUGAGUGCCCACUCCCAUAAACAACACCAUAUCAUUCAUGUUUCAUUCACAAACUUUCAAAUGAACUAAUUUCAUGACUGCCAUUAAUCUUUAAAAAUAUGUAUUGUUGUAAACAUACAGUUUCAAACUAUUCUGUUCUGUUAUUAUUAUUUGUCUUUAAAGGAAAUUACCUCUCAUUUCUAGAAUUCAUACAUUAUUCCAAUAGCUGAAUCUGUGUUUCUUCAUCUUUUAGUUUGGGGUUUAUUGACAAUGCUUCCCUUUUUUUGUUUCUUAAAUCAGACUGUUUAGUGAUUUUAUGAUGGAGAAACAUUUGAUGUAUUUAAAUCAGAAGUAUUUUCCCUUCAGACGUGAAGUAAAUCCAUUUAUACGUUUUUUUCUUUAGUGCAUAACUACAGUAUAGCUUUAGAAUACCAGUGGUGCCACAUUGUAGAUCUGCUCAUGUUGUAAUAACAUGACUGCACCUAACUUAAUGUUCCCUAUUUAAGUUAAACACAUUUGAUCUAUUCACUUCUUUACACAUGCACAAAUAAUGCAUUUUCAUGGGACUAUCACACCAGCCUUUAGCCCCAUACAGUAGCCUUCCUUUGUUUAUUUUCAAAAUGUGUUUUCAAUUACCUAAGUGUUCCCCAUUUGACAUAUUGUGUAUGGUUUUCCUGAAGAAUUUGGUCUCUUCUGUUCCUGUUUAGAAUGUGUAUAGAAAGCUGUGUAACGCACUUAUAUCCGAUUGAUUAUUGCUUUUAUGAUUAUAUAAUGUGAUAAAAAGUGAUGGGUGGAUAGUGUAUGAUGAAAUAUAAUUAUUUGAGCCGGAUGUCGUACUUAUGAUAUAAUCAGGGAAAAGCUUAAUUGUAAAUGCAUCCUAUUAUGCCUUUUUGUGUUGCCUACCAUGUGUUUGUGUGCCUGAAACACUGUACAUGCUAUGGAUUUUCAUUUUAUUAAAAAUAAAAACAGCCUAUAAA